Molecule: messenger RNA, 1198 nt
Organism: Heterobasidion irregulare TC 32-1
Lineage: Eukaryota; Fungi; Basidiomycota; Agaricomycetes; Russulales; Bondarzewiaceae
Exons: 15
Coding region: 1-1017 (338 amino acids)
Source: RefSeq, a predicted model, not a curated record
AUGUCGGACAGCACCCCAAUCGUCCUGCCUAAUUUUGCUAAGAUCGUACAGGGCCCCACGCUCAUUGGGCUGUUCUUCAACCUCAUAUUGUAUGGAACUUUUCUGUCGCAGGCGCAUUAUUAUUUCAGUACAUUUAAGAGGGAUCAGAGAUGGUUCAAAAUAUAUAUCACCGUAUUAGUCUUUCUAGAGACAAUAAAUUCGGUGUUCGCGAUGUUCUAUAGUUACGACCGGCUCGUGAAUAACUUCGGAAAUCAGCUUGCCCAAGCCAUCUCCAAUUGGGCCUUUGGAAUUGGCCCCCUCACCAAUGGUGUAAUCGGAAUGACAGUCCAGAUAUUUUUCGCCUGGCGAGUCAAAGUGCUCACGCAUAGUCUGUGGGCGAUGGUUGGCAUCAGCUUCCUAGCUGUUGUCUCGUGUCUUUGUGCCGUCACUAUCUUCUUCGUGGCUACGAUCCUUGUGCUCAGUCCCACGGUGUCGGCCGCAAAUUUUCAGCCUGUCGUCAUCGUCUGGUUGGUGUGCUCGGCGACGGCGGACACGCUUAUCAGUCUCAUCCUUGUUGUGUACCUAAGGAAGCAUAAGACAGGAUUUGUUUCGACGGACGACACGAUCAACAAGAUCAUCAGGCUUACUGUUCAGACGGGACUAAUCACAUCGGUAUGGGCCAUCAUAGAUUUGGGUGUUUACUUGGGUGAUUCAACUGGAAACCACCUAAUUUUUAACCUUGCGCUUGCGAAGCUUUACACGAACUCCCUGUUGUCAAGCCUCAACUCGCGAGAGGGGUGGAAGUACACAUCAGCUACGGAGAACAGUGGGCAAGGCAUGGAUCGUAAUGACCCAUCUCGGGCAAAUCCGAGGCCACCUCAGGUUGUCUCCUUUACAACAGCAUCCGUUCGCCCGGAGGUGUUUAUCAACAUCGAGGCGCACGAAAUGCGCGACGUCACGCUCGGUAAGCACGACGGGGUGGUACCUGGUAGCUACCAGUCAUCCGACCUGAACGACAAGGAAGCCCAAGCAUUGUAAUGUCAAAGCUUGGCUGAGCUCUGCUCCUCGUUGCGCGCGUUCAGUGACUUGUAAAGGACCUUUUCCCCCCCUUGGAUUCUAGAUGUUAAUAGUGUAAUCAUGCUCCCUAGUUGCCAUACCUGACUAUGUGUAACCCUGUGAAUUGUAGACUUUAUGUAUUGGUUGAUUUAUCAUUCAUGUU